AUGAUUGAAAACAGAUACUCCAUUGAAGAAUUACUCCAAUUGAAACCUAGUGAAAUCCAACCUGUAGAUUUUGAUGCUGUGGAAUUUAGAGCCAUCAUUGAAAAAAUCAAACAAGUUCAAUUGUUGAAGGAUGAAGAAUUUGCUCACGGUGGCCAUUUCAACCGUAGAAGAUCGUCUCAUCAUUACCACAACAUGAUGAAACCAAAGAUCAAACAUAACAAGCCUAAAUUCAAGACUGAUGAAAACGGGUGGUCCACUUUGGAUACUUCUGCCAAGGAUGAAUCUUCUGCUAUUGAAGACGAUGAACAAUCAUCUAAAUCCAAGAAGGAAUCUUCUCCAGGAUCCUUCCAUGAAGUAGUGAAAGUUAAGCCAAACAACAAGAACAUCUCAUCUUCGAGACCCGCAGAUACCAAGGACAUCGUUGCAGAUAAACAGACUUUGAAUUUCAAUGCAUUUGCUGCUUUAGAAUCCGAAUCUGACGACGAAUAG
This is a messenger RNA of Henningerozyma blattae CBS 6284, 489 nucleotides long. RefSeq names its product Caf20p (gene CAF20). The record is from RefSeq and is a predicted model, not a curated record. Lineage: Eukaryota; Fungi; Ascomycota; Saccharomycetes; Saccharomycetales; Saccharomycetaceae. The transcript has a single exon. Bases 1 to 489 code for a protein of 162 amino acids. Gene Ontology annotation, biological process: translational initiation; negative regulation of translation.